Symbiodinium sp. CCMP2456 is the source of this 1011-nucleotide messenger RNA. The record is from the annotation of a GenBank genome assembly. NCBI's taxonomy places the organism in Eukaryota, Dinophyceae, Suessiales, Symbiodiniaceae.
AUGUCGAGGUCUGUUCCUUUCUACCACUAUACCAACGGUCCCGGCUUAGAGGGCAUCUUGAAGGAAGGACGCCUCGGGGUGUCCGACCCCAAAAAGGGGGAUGCCGUGGAGGGGAGGGGCACCUAUGGUACCAAUCUGGUACCAUCCACCCGGCCUAAAGCCAUCGCCGAGAACAACUGGGAUAGUGGAUGGAAAGCCGCCAUGGAGCACGGGAAGAUGGAUCACUACAUCCGCUGCGAUAUUCCCAAGGAGGAGCUGAAGGUCUGUCCGGGCCAUGGCCAGCGCAAGGACGGUCAGAUCUUUGUCCAUCCCGAGGGCAUCGACCUACGCAAGUAUCCCACGAAGUACGGUCGGGUGGGGCAGGACACAGUGCCCCAGGCCAAGCGGUAUGAUCCGGAGUCCAUCCGCAAGGCCAUUUAUCCGGACCGCCGUGGGCCAUCACCUCCGCCUCCUCCACCCCCUCCCCGUCCCGCGCUCCCCCCCUCCCCGGCAAGAGCAGUCUCGCAGUCUGCAGGAAUCGCGCAACAGGCUCCGACUGUCCUGCACUCCUCACAGAGCACGAGGAAAGCCAUCUCGGCUGCGUUUGGGCACGAUCUGGGAGAAGCCACAGCCUGGAACUCUGGGCCGCAGCUGCAGAGCAGCGGCCACAACUCGCGAGGGAAUUAUUACGAAUCCUAUGAUGAUGGCUCCUACCGCUAUGAGAACCGAGAUGGCUCAACAUACCAGCGUGAUGCAGAUGGCCACACAACCUACACAACCCCGGGUGGCUGGGUCGUCGAGUCUGAAGGCAGCGAUGUUGGGGACGAAGUGGCGGGUUUCGCGGUGCCGGUCGAAGACAGCGACGAUGGGGAGUGUGCAGUGGCAGGUUUUGCGGUAGAGGUCGGAGACAGCCACAGCGACGGUGGAUGCGGCUACGGCGGUGGUAGUGACUACGGGAACGACUACGGCGACGACUAUGGCGGCGGCAGCGAUUACGGCGACGACUACGACGACUACGACGACGAUUACUAG